AUGGUUGAGCUGAAGGACUUGCGGCUCCAGGUGGAGACCCUGGCGGCGGAGGUCCAAAGCCACGCGCAGCUCCUGGAGGCCCUCAAGGCGGAGCAGCCUGCAGAGGCGCUGCGGGAAGAGCUGCAGACGCUGCAGGGCCAGGUGCAGGGUCUGCAGGAGAGCCGCGCACAGGCGCAGAGGCUGGAAGCGGAGCAGGCGAAGCUCACACAGCGCCUCCAGCAGCUCGCGCCGCAGGUUGAGCGACUAGGCUCCGUGGAUGACCUCAGGGAGCAGGUGCGGCGACUGGAGGCGGACAAAGAGGGCCGCGAAGGCACAGUGGCGCGGCUGCGUGACUCGGUGGAGGCUCUGAAACGGCGCCAGGAGGAGUCUCGCCUCGAGGUAGAGGGGGCGCAGCGGGCGCAGCUUGCAUCCCUACGGGAGGAAGUGCGCACCUGCCAAGCGACCCAGGAGGCCUUGGCCAACCGCCAGGCGCAGGCAAAGGAGGGCCACCAGUCCUUGGAGAAGGAGCAACUGCAGUUGGCCUCCAAGCUGCGCCAGCUGGAGACCAUCAGGCUGAAGCAACUGGACCAAGACAUGAAGGUGGUAAAGGAGACUGUCUUGCAUGUGCAGCAAGAGCUCCAGAAGGAGGUGGUGAUUCCAGAGCACAUCCUGCGAGACCUGGAUGCCAAGAACGAGAAGCGCCUGGAGUCCGUGUGGGCUGAGCUCCGGACCCAUGCAGAGGCAGCGGCGACGCGCGCAGACAAGCUGGAGCAGAACAUCACCCUUCGUAUCGUGAAUCUGGAACGGUCGACCACCACACUGGCGAAGUCGGCGGAGCACAUGGGGAAUCUAGAGCAGGAGAUGGCGAAGCAGUCAGAGUGGUUCGCAUGGCGGAUCGCCUGGCUGGAGUGGGCCACCAGUGGAGAGAAGCGGAGCUUUGCCCGUCUGCCGGGGGCUCUGGGGGACGAGAGCCGCCCUAGCUUCACAAUGGGCUUCAAAGGAUGA
Messenger RNA from Effrenium voratum, 984 nucleotides. The record is from the annotation of a GenBank genome assembly. NCBI's taxonomy places the organism in Eukaryota, Dinophyceae, Suessiales, Symbiodiniaceae.